Stomoxys calcitrans (stable fly) is the source of this 1937-nucleotide messenger RNA. RefSeq names its product cilia- and flagella-associated protein 157. Gene Ontology annotation, molecular function: microtubule binding. NCBI's taxonomy places the organism in Eukaryota, Metazoa, Arthropoda, Insecta, Diptera, Muscidae. The transcript has a single exon. The coding region runs from base 49 to 1875 and encodes 608 amino acids. Gene Ontology annotation, cellular component: ciliary basal body; cilium. The record is from RefSeq and is a predicted model, not a curated record.
GAUUAUAGGUCUUUUAGACAAAAUUCUAUUUCAUAGAGUCCUUUAACAAUGGGAAAAAAGCCUAAAAAAGAGAAGCAGGAUGAUCCCAACAAACUCACCCAAGUGGAUAGAACCUUUUACGAGUUGACUAUAACAGAUUUAAAUCAAAAAUUGGCUCGUCUACGUAGUCAUUUGGUGACUUUGGAUGAGAACAACGUUAACCUCAAAGAGCAGUUGAAGACCGUCACCGAGGAGCGCACCGAUAUCGCUGCCCAUCUGGAGAAAACAUUGGCUGAGCGUACCGACACCAUAACCGAGCUGGAAGAACGUUUGGUUGAAAUAACCAAGGUGCGCAACAAGGAAAAGGCCGAGGCUGCUGAGCAUAUCAAGGAGCUGGAAAUGAAAUACAAGGCCAUGCAUGACCAAUUGACUUCGGAGAUAAAACUGCUCAAUGGCAAAUUGAACUCCCUGGAUGAGUUUCGCAUACAAAGGGAUGUGCUUAUGGCCAAAUUUGAUGACCAGGAGGCAGAAGCCAAAGAAAAGGAGAGGCUACACCAGGAACUUAUCUAUAGCAUGGAACAAAAAGCUGUGGUGGAGAAGGAUGCCCUCAAGAAGGAGGUGGAAGCCAAGCUGUUGCAGGUUUCGGAAGAUUUUACACGCUCCAGUGAGAUACGCAAUGCCGGCUAUACCCGUCGCCUGAUACGCGAAAACAUAGCCCUGCAAAAGGAGAUCGACAGCUUGGUUAUGUCCCAGAUACGCAUGCAAUCGGAAUACAAUGACAGUUUGGCCAAACACAAAGAAAUGGCAGAACAAUUCAAUGCCUUAGAUCAAAUGAAAAAUGAGCUCAUACGAAGUGCCCAGAAUAAAAUUAAAAUUAUCGAAAAACUCACCGACAACUAUGAGCGUCUGAAGGCCAAGCAUGUGGAGCUAAUCAAAUAUCGAGGGCUUUAUGAGAAUCUGGCCAAACGUGAUGUGUGUGAGCGUUUCACCAUUAAUGAUAUGACCAAGAAGUUGGCCAUUUUGGGUCAACGGGUCGAGAGUCUUAAAAUGGAAAAGAAUCGUUUGAACAGCCAGCAUGAGCAACAUGAGCAGGAGAUUCAGCGUCUGAAGGCAUUGCUUCAGCAAAUCAGAACUACAAUUCAAUUGGCCAUUAUGGCCACAGGGGAAGGUAAACAGCCUGAUGGCCAAUGUUCCUUAGGGCCGGAUGAGACCGCCUCGGAGUCUUUGGCCUUAAGGAAACUUCAACGCCAGGACUUGCUCAAAGAGUUAUUGGAAAUUGUGCGCAGCCAAACUGAGGAUAUUCCCGAUGACUUGAGUCUAGCCACUCCCUCACAAUCCAAAUCGUCUCUCUAUCGCACGGGCAAAAUGGGCUUUAUGGCACGUUCCACCUCGGUAUUAAUGGAAAUUUUCAAACGCGAUGUCCACAGACUGGUCUCAGCGGAAAUCUUGGCCUCAGCCUAUCAAACCAAAAAGGAUGAAAAUAAAAUAAUACCCAAGGAUCGUUUGAGUGAAGCCGGUUCCAUUAUAGAUGUUCAAAUGGGUUCUCUGUUUUAUGUUUCCGAGUCCCAUGAUGAAAUGGAUAUGCCGCCACAAGAUGAGGCUGAACCUGAUGACAUGCCUGAGGAGGCCAGCACCAGUGAGUUGGAAGAUGCCGGCACAAGUUCACAGGCAGGAGAUCAACGUAAAUCUGUGCUACAAAGAGCUCCCUCAAUAGCCGCUUCGGGAGAAUUAUCUGUGGAUCGUGAGCCAGGUUCAUCAGCAGGAGGCCCUAGUGGAUCGCCAUCAUCUUCAGGGGUGGAUGCUGCAUCGCGAGGUUCACGCAUAUCACGCAUGUCACGUCAAAAGAGUUUGCCACAAACCGAUGAUGAGGCCUAUUCCAUAAAUCUUUUUUAUUAGACGUUCAAUUUCACAAAAAAAUUAUAGGCUUAUAAAAGAAUAAAUAUAAAAAAAAAAUUAAA